Messenger RNA from Oncorhynchus keta (chum salmon), 690 nucleotides. Its product is annotated as gastrula zinc finger protein XlCGF7.1-like. The record is from RefSeq and is a predicted model, not a curated record. Gene Ontology annotation, cellular component: chromosome. Gene Ontology annotation, biological process: regulation of transcription by RNA polymerase II. Gene Ontology annotation, molecular function: chromatin insulator sequence binding. The coding region runs from base 1 to 690 and encodes 229 amino acids. The transcript has a single exon. Lineage: Eukaryota; Metazoa; Chordata; Actinopteri; Salmoniformes; Salmonidae.
AUGACGUCUCAGGACAGCGGAGAGAAGGCCUCUUUCUUCUGCUCGCUGUGUGGGGAGCAGUUCUCUGAGAAGGCACAGUUGGAAGAACACCGAUUGGCUCACAACAACAAGAAGCCUUUCCCCUGCCCCGACUGUGGCAAGAGGUUCCGCAGUAAUUACUACGUUAAGAUCCACAUGCGAAUGCACACCGGGGAGAGGCCUUACCAAUGCACCGAGUGUGGGAAGGGCUUCAUCACAGAAGAAGGGCUGAAGAAGCACGAGAGCGCUCACCGGGGAGAGAGACCUCACCUUUGCCCCGAGUGCGGAAAGAGAUUCAAGCAACAGUCCCAACUUACAUGUCACUUCCGUAUGCACACCGGACAGAAGAGCCACCUCUGCUCCGUCUGUGGGAAGAGUUACUUCAGAGAAUUUGACCUCAAGGUUCACCUCAGAGUCCACACGGGAGAGAAGCCCCAUCAGUGUGAGGAGUGCGGGAAGAGUUUCUACUAUCUACAGGGGCUCCGGCAGCACCAGAGGACCCACGCUCCCAAGCCCAUCGGACCGACCCGCCAGCUAGGCAGGCCUAAGCAGUCGUCCAGCGCGGACAUACCGAACCAAUCACCCAGGACGGGAAGGCCCAGGCCAGCUCCUAGAGUAGAGACCUAUGCCUCUACCCAGAGUGGAGAGACCCAUGCCUCUAGGCCUACCUAG